AAGUUCAGUGAGUCUCGGAACUUUGUUGCGUUCAGUUGACUGCUGUGUUCGUGCCGCGGCUAAAAAAUAAAUAUUGUGUGUGAGUGUGCGAGAUCAACGAAAUUAUUUGUUUUAGCAAACGGCAAUUGGAGCUUAUUAGCAAGUUAUCUGUAGCCAAAAAUUAAUUGAAAAAUACUCUUAAGUGAUUUAUUGCACUGCUGCUUAUUGUUAUAAAUAAAUUCGCUGCAAUUUAUUGUUUGUGAUUUUUGACAUAAUUGUGUGCUUGUGAUUUAUAUUGCCGGGUCCAUUGUCUUGGCAGCAUACACAACUCGCUUGGACUUGAGGCCGCUGCCAUCUUACAGUUGACAGAAAUGACGCGACUGCUUUGGCUGCUGCUGCUGCUUGCCACAACGGCAACAGCGCUUAGGUUGAACAACACCAACUCGCAUCAUCUACAUCGUCAGCAGCGUCAGCGUCAUCAUGCGCCAGCUCAUCAUCGGCAUAGUGUUAAAUCAGAUGCGGAACUGCUGCCGGGUGCAACGCUGGCGCCUUCGACGCGACUGCGACGCGUGCAGCCGCCACAUAAUCCUUACAACAACAAGCAGCUUAACCGACGUCAUCACUCGAGCAGCGCCCGAGCAGGCGAAUGGGACUACAAUACGUAUAACAUUUAUACGAAUACCUUUGGUCCGCCACCGCCGCCUGUUUCACCCUAUGCGGGCAAGGGUCAGGAUAAUACACAGGAUGUGGAGUUUAUAGGCGUUAGCGGGCGUGGGCGUGGCUAUGACUAUGUGCCCGCCAUAACUACAGCAGCGCCGCCCACAAAUCUCAAUCGUCGCUCGCUAGGCGGCGGCACUGUGCCCCCCCUCGUGCCCGCUAGACGUGGCUAUAGCUACACCACCAGCGCACCGCCCAGCAUUACCACUGAGGAUAGCUUGGAUAGCAAUACAAUCAGUCGCCAUUAUCCCACAGAUGCCAAAGAGAUGGAAAGACGACACAUUUGCGUGCAGCAGCGCACUAUCACGAUGCCAGUGAAGACAACGGAGGUGUACACGCGACCCACCUGGAAACAUGUAAGCACGCCUUGUCAGCCGCCCACGUUUGCGGGCCAAAUGUGUACCAAGGUGCAGGUGGUGCAUGAGCAGGCCUUUAGGGAUGUCAUCAAGCACAAGCCGGCGCAGCAAAUGACUUACGAUUGCUGCAGCGGCUGGAGCCGUGAAACUCCACGCUCCGAUGCGUGCAUGAAACCUAGUUGCACCACGCGCUGUCAGAAUGGCGGCAAUUGCACGGCGCCGCAGACUUGCAGCUGUCCGGCGGGCUAUACAGGUCGCUACUGCGAACAGGAUGUGAACGAGUGUCAUACGGAGAAGCCCUGCGAUCAGCAGUGUGUCAAUACACAGGGAUCGUAUUACUGCCGCUGUCGUCAAGGCUUUGUGCUGCAGGCGGAUCAGCAGAGCUGCCGCAAGCUUUCCUCACACGCAGAUGAUGCCUUUGAGGCGCGGGAUUUGGAGAAUGAUAUAGAUGAUACAGAUGCGGAGGUGGCUACGCGACUGCAAAAGAUCGAGCGCUCGCUGGCCAAUGAGCGUGUGCAUACAAAUGAGCUGCAAAAGUCGCUGCAAGCCACCUACAGCGUAGUGGACACGCUUAAGAGCAGGCUCAGCACGCUGGAGAAGCAAUCACAGGAUGUUAAUCGCAUGCAAACGAAUCUCUACAAGACAGAGUCGCGCACCAACAAGCUGGAGGGGAUGCUCAACAUGUUGCUCAAGUGUCGAAACGGCCCCAACGCCAAUUGUCCCUAAGAUUUACAGUGGGCUGCAACCGUGCCAACACAGAACUGCAUUUUUUUAACACUAGAAAUUUAUACAAGUUUUAGUUUAAUUUUAAAGAUUUAUGUUUCUUUUCGUGCCGUGCCGCUCUCCUGCUUGUAAGCCAUUCCCAAAUGCAAGUGCCUCUGUAGUUCAUAGAAACAAAAACAAAAACAAGUUUUAUAUACCAUAGUACUUAAGCGAACGUGUCAUAAAUGUAUGUAUUAAAAAAACAAACGAAUGCCUUAGCUGUAAGCCUAAACAUUGCUAUUUACGUGUAUGUGUCUAGUAUUUGCAUGUAUUUGUAUAUAAUAUAUAUGAAAAAGUAGCGUCACAAUAAAUACAUUUUCGUAUUCA
This is a messenger RNA of Drosophila busckii, 2141 nucleotides long. RefSeq lists its product as uncharacterized. The coding region runs from base 351 to 1778 and encodes 475 amino acids. Gene Ontology annotation, cellular component: cell surface; extracellular region. The record is from RefSeq and is a predicted model, not a curated record. Gene Ontology annotation, biological process: anatomical structure development. The transcript is spliced from 5 exons. Gene Ontology annotation, molecular function: signaling receptor binding; calcium ion binding. NCBI's taxonomy places the organism in Eukaryota, Metazoa, Arthropoda, Insecta, Diptera, Drosophilidae.